AUGGAAUCCGCCGAAAUCCAAGGGACCCCUGCGCCAUAUGGCCGCGCAUGUAUGAACUGUUCCCGUGCUAAGUGCAAGUGCAUUAUCCCCACAACCGGUAAUGGCUGCGAAAGAUGCCAGCGCUUGAACAAGGAAUGCCGGCCUGCCCAGACGGUCCGCAAGCGCAAUAAGCAGCCGUCGGGUUCUAAUACUGCCUAUCUCGAGGCCAAACUUGAUUGGAUUAUGUCCGCAUUUGAGAAGAGUGGUGUCAACCCCGGUGUUCCUCCAGAGUGGCAACCGGUAAACCCAGGGCAGAGUCAACGGCAUGAUCCAAGCCCAUCUGCACCAACCACUCAAACCUCACCUAGUAUUUCUCCUCUUUCACAUACCGAGGAUGUACAGUAUCCUGCACACUUUCUGCCUUCGUAUGAUCAGGAGAUCUUGUCCUUGAUCUACAUCCCGCCCGUCAUGGCUCAGAAGUGCCUCGACCAGUUCCGAACAAUACCCAUUCCUUUGGUGGUCGCCGAGCUUGGGAUCAAUCAAAGUGGCCUAAAUGAUCAUUCGGCCAUGCUUUCUUUCAAACUCGCUAUUGGGAUGAAGCAAGCUCCACCCGCCCCCAGAACACUGGAAGAAAGGAGGGCUGUGCUGGGAUGCUUCUUGCUUUCAUCAAGCGUCGCAGUGGCAAUAUCCAGGAUCGACGCUAUGCGUUGGACACCGCACAUGGAAGAAAGUCUUUCAGUACUCACCGAGGCUAAAGAGUGCCCCCAAGAUGAGCUCUUGAUUAUACUAGUCAAGAUUCAUUUGGUCUUAGACAGAGUUUAUCAACUGCGGCGGGAUGGUGAAGCUUUUAUCUCGCUAGCCUUCUACCUGGACAGCUUCAAAAAUCAAUUAGACACAGUGAAGAGCCAAAUUCCGCCUCGCCUUCAACAUCACAGAGUCGUUCUGAUGUAUAUCUACAAUGCCGAAAUCAUAAUCAACGAACUAUCAAUAGGAACCCCCGCCAUUGCCCAUUCGCCCGAUCCCCAUCGCCUUGACAGCCUUUACACCUCCCUCCGAGCAACAAAAGGCUGGCUAGAAUUAUGGCUAGAACUUGAAGGAGGGGAAUACCUACAGUUAUCAUGUUUAAUUUUUUUCCAAUUCACCCGAGCCAUGGUCAGUUUGUAUAGGCUCACCAUUUUGGACGACCCGGCAUGGUCCAAAACUAUGGUCCGAGACACGGCAAAUAUCCUCGAAUACCUGGACAGAAACGAAGCCGUCCUCCGAAGGUGCCCAGAAUAUAUCACUUUCGACCAAAGCAGGGAAAUGAAUAUCCUCGAAAAGGGACUGAGACUAAUUCAAGGCAUGAGAAUGAACUGGGAGCCGAAAUUGCUGCAAAUGUGGCGCCCAAAUAUGCCCGCGCACAACGCGAUAAAUGGUGGCAUGACCCAGUCUGAUGCUAUACUCCCUGACGUUAUGCCUUUGGAUGGGAUUGAUGAGGCCUGGAUGAUGGAAUUCCUUGGAUCGUUAUAA
Penicillium expansum is the source of this 1488-nucleotide messenger RNA. Its product is annotated as Zn(II)2Cys6 transcription factor domain-containing protein. The coding region runs from base 1 to 1488 and encodes 495 amino acids. NCBI's taxonomy places the organism in Eukaryota, Fungi, Ascomycota, Eurotiomycetes, Eurotiales, Aspergillaceae. The record is from RefSeq and is a predicted model, not a curated record. The transcript is spliced from 6 exons. Gene Ontology annotation, cellular component: nucleus. Gene Ontology annotation, molecular function: zinc ion binding; transcription cis-regulatory region binding; DNA-binding transcription factor activity, RNA polymerase II-specific. Gene Ontology annotation, biological process: regulation of DNA-templated transcription.